Selaginella moellendorffii is the source of this 1173-nucleotide messenger RNA. RefSeq names its product protein MET1, chloroplastic. NCBI's taxonomy places the organism in Eukaryota, Viridiplantae, Streptophyta, Lycopodiopsida, Selaginellales, Selaginellaceae. Gene Ontology annotation, molecular function: protein binding. The record is from RefSeq and is a predicted model, not a curated record. The transcript has 7 exons. Bases 35 to 1093 code for a protein of 352 amino acids.
UAUUUCCUCCCGCUUCUUCAUCCUCCGAGCGGCGAUGGCGGCCGGGGCAGCGCUGUGGAGCGGCGGCGCCAUCCUCAAUCACGGUGGCGCCACUGGGAUUCCUGGUAAGAUCGCCAGUGGCAGCAGCAUUUGUGGCAUUUGCCUCUUCAGCCACGGCGGUGGCAGCACCAUAGCCAGCUCCAGGAAUUUCGAGAGGAAGCUCACCUUCCCGCAGAGAAUCGGCAACACGGGAUCGAUCCUGGCAGCUGCCAAUAGUGCCGAUUCAUCUAGCAUUGGGACGGUCACCACCGGGGAAUCCAAGGAUUCUAGCGCUAGUACAAGUAGCAGUAGUGGUAGCAAACCCGACGAAUUCUAUGAGGUAGAGAUUGAGAAGCCGUAUGGGAUCAAAUUCUACAAAGGGACCGAUGGUGGAACAUACAUCGAUGCUCUUGCUCCUGGCGGGAGUGCAGCGAAAACAAAGAUGUUCCAGCCAGGGGACAAAGUUCUUGCGACAAGUGCUGUCUUUGGGAAUGAGAUCUGGCCAGCGGCAGAGUAUGGACGCACAAUGUACACUGUUCGUCAAAGAAUUGGACCUCUUCUCAUGAAGAUGCAAAAAAAAUACGGAGAAAGAGAAGAUCAGGCUGUAUCGUCUGAGAAACUCGCAGCGCAAAGAAACGCGAAUGUCAUCAGUGAGCAGCUUCGUGAAAUCCAGAUCCAAAACUACAAGCGGAAAAUGCAGCUCAAGAAGCAAAGAGAAGAGGACCUUCGGGAGGGCCUUCAACUCUACAAAAAAUCAGCCUAUCAAGAAGCACUGUCAAAAUUCGAGUCUGUACUUGGAUCCAAGCCCGAGGGGCUUGAGGAAGCAAUCGCCAGCUACAAUGUAGCGUGCUGCUAUGCAAAACUUGACCAGGUUGAAGCAGGACUUUCAGCUCUGGGGGAGGCUCUGGAGGCUGGUUUUGAGGAUUAUAAGAAAAUAAGAACUGAUGAAGAUCUGGCAAGCUUGAGAGCAUCACCGGAAUUUAAAGCGUUGAUUGACAAGUAUGACGAGCCUAUAUUCAAUGAGAAUGCCGUCAAAGCUAUCAAAGGUCUCUUUGGCUUCUUUGGCAAAACAUAAGCAUACCAAAGUAAAUCAUUCUUAUUGACUCUUAUUCAUAUAUGUUUGCCAUCAAUAAAUAAUUAACUAUUUAUCAUUUA